This is a messenger RNA of Plodia interpunctella (Indianmeal moth), 811 nucleotides long. RefSeq lists its product as uncharacterized. Gene Ontology annotation, biological process: cytoskeleton-dependent cytokinesis. The coding region runs from base 144 to 707 and encodes 187 amino acids. Gene Ontology annotation, cellular component: dynactin complex. The record is from RefSeq and is a predicted model, not a curated record. NCBI's taxonomy places the organism in Eukaryota, Metazoa, Arthropoda, Insecta, Lepidoptera, Pyralidae. The transcript is spliced from 4 exons.
UUGAAUAUUCUGCGUUCGAAAAUAUUGAUGUUCAAUUAUAUUAUCUGGCAUUUAUUUUUUGUUAGUCAUUUAUGCAGGAGUCAGUCAAUAUUAAAUUUAUUUCAUUUCGAUUUUUGUGAACAUUCUCAACAGACGUUCCAGAUAUGGACCCAAUCGCAAUUUUGCAAAAUAGAAUCGAACAACUAGAAGCAAAGUUAGGUUUAGCAAAUGUUCCUCUUGAUGGCCAACAAGGGGACUCUGCUACAUCUAAUCUGUUGAACACGUCUCAAGCGAUCAACAAUGCUACUUUGGGACAUGAGAAAUUGUCGGAGUCUAUGCAGAUGGCUUCAGAGCUGAACAAUUACACUGAUCCUAAUUUGGUAGAAAACAUCCAACAAAACAACAUGCAUAUGCAGGAAGUGGCUGCAGCUGAACCAGUCUUGAGGCAUCAUUGUCAGUGCAUGCAUCGUUGUAAACAGGCUGAACCUGUAUUGGACUCUGAAGCCAUCCAACAGGUGCCACAAAUGCAAGAAACUGUAAACAACAUGCACGCAGCUGCUGCAGAAGUGAAAGCAGAAGCUGAUGCGGUUUCUCUUGGAGUGCAACAAUUGGCUGAGACAUGUGGUUCUGCCGCAUCGGAAGCUGUUGAACAGAUCGCAGGUGUUGCUCAGAAAGUAGCGCAAGUUGAGGAUAAGGUGUUCCCCAAAAGAAGAAAUGGACUUGAUUAAAAUAACAAUUUAUUCAAACAUUUGGUGCUUAUGCUUAGUUUUGUAUUUUGUUAAUCCUGCUAACUUAUUUGAUAUUUUUAUGAAAUUACACAGUAUUUAAUAUA